Ictalurus furcatus (blue catfish) is the source of this 3874-nucleotide messenger RNA. It is a transcript of the gene tmem106bb, whose product is annotated as transmembrane protein 106Bb. The record is from RefSeq and is a predicted model, not a curated record. The transcript is spliced from 8 exons. Lineage: Eukaryota; Metazoa; Chordata; Actinopteri; Siluriformes; Ictaluridae. The coding region runs from base 150 to 953 and encodes 267 amino acids.
UGCUUCUCCUCGGACUGACCUACAAUAAACCACAAGAAGAAGAAACAGCCGUCGCUCAAUAAACAGGUUUUGGAACAGAGGGGAGUUUCACAGGAAAUAACUAAAGCGGUUCUGAGGGAAAGCUUAGCUCUAAAAGGCCAGGUGUGAUCAUGGGGAAGGCACUUUCCCACCUGUCCAAGCAGACAUGCCAUGAGGAGUGCCACGCCACCCUGACCUCUGGCCCUGAGUACAACCGCAUGCCGAGUGAGGAUGUCAAGGGCGGCGGGGAUGUCUCUCAGUUCCCCUACGUGGAGUUUACUGGCAGGGACAGCGUCACCUGCCCAACAUGCCAAGGCACUGGAAGGAUUCCACGAGGUCAGGAAAAUCAGCUGGUGGCGUUGAUUCCAUACAGCGACCAGAGACUGAGGCCAAGGAGAACAAAGCUAUAUGUGUCAGCCUCGGUCAUCGUUUGCCUGCUGCUCUCAGGCCUGGCAGUGUUUUUCCUGUUUCCACGCUCCAUUGAUGUAACCUAUGUGGGGGUGAAGUCUGUAUAUGUCACCUACGACCAGGCCAAGCACAUUGUGUAUCUCAAUAUUACUAACACGCUGAAUAUUACGAACAACAACUACUACUCGGUGGACGUGGCCAACAUCACAGCUCAGGUGCAGUUCUCCAAGACUGUGAUUGGAAAAACCCGCGUUAGCAAUAUUACCACCAUCGGCCCACUUGACAUGAAGCAGAUUGAUUACAUGGUGCCUACCAUUAUAGCUGAUGAAAUGAGUUACAUGUAUGAGUACUGUACCAUGCAGACUAUCAAAGUGCACAACAUUGUAGUCAUGAUGCAGGUCAUGGUCACCACGGUGUAUUUCGGCCACGCUGAGCAGGUCUCUCAGGAGAUGUACCAGUAUGUGGACUGUGGGGGAAACACAACAUCGCUGCAUGAGUACAAUCUAAGAACUCCUGCCUCAGAUUAAUGCUCAAGCUGGGGGUACGCUGUGUUUAUCCCUUUUCCCUGCAAUCACCAAGUCCGUUAUAUUUUGUCAAAUUGGUUGAUUCCGUUACAUACAAUUGUUGAAUAACAAGGGUGUUUCAAAAUCAUGAGUAAUGCACUUUAUUUUCCAAUCUCCCGAGACUUCUGUAUUCUUAGUGUGUAGUGAAAAUAAGACAACUGAAAAACCACUCACAGGUGUAUAUUUACAUACUCUUUUAAUGUUUGACAAAAACACUUUAGUUGCAGACACUGCUACACUAAAACUUGAAAGCUGUCUGCUUAAUAUCUAAGCUUCUGUAUUAAAAAACAAUGCACUUUGAAUACUUUUCUGUUCUGAUAUAGAGUAACAUUCAUGAAUAUCCUGAUGCUAAUAGGUCCUGCAUGUUUUUGAGAUCUGUUUGAGUAUGUGCAGCAUAGUUGCUAUAUACUAAGUAAAAUUAUUUACUAGAAGUUUGGUUUAUAUCCUGGCAUUUGCAGACCCUCAUCUGCUGCAUCUCAGCCUGCAGUGGAUAUUGUUGUUCUCUAGGGGUUGAAGGUUUGCACUUUGGAUCUCUUUUUCAGCUUGCUAACAAAUUUGCUUUAUUUGUCUCAGUUUUUGAGCUGUCAGAGAUUUAAUUUACCUUGAAACACACAUUUGUAAAAAAACGCAGCUUAUGAAAGAGGAAAUGUGUCUGGAAAAUGGAACCAAGUAAUUACACUGUCAGUGUUUGAAUUUAUGCUCAAACAUUCCAAAGGAAAAUUUCACGUGUUAAAGUAUAUACUGGCUGUGAUGAAUCCAUGUAUCACAUUUAGAAAGCUAUUUCUAAACCUAGUAAGCCAGUUGCGUUGAACGUGAUGAAUUGUCAUUUUUAACAUUGAACAUGAAAUGCUGAUAACAUAACACUUUUAAUCAAACUUGUAUGAAAGCUUCUAGUACAAACAUUAUUAAUGAAAACUAAAUAACUGAAUAUUAAUUAAGUUGAUUUAGUGUGUUAUGUAUGAAACAUGUGUUAAGGUCUGUUAACCUACAGUCCCCACUGAAAGUAUUGGAACAACAAGGCCAAUUCAGUUGUUUUCGCUAUACAUGGAAGACAUUUGGGUUUGAGAUCAAAAGAUGAAUAUGAGAAGGUAGAUCAGAAUUUCACCUUUCAUUUCAUCAUAUCUACAUGUAGUUGUGUUAAACAACUUAGAACAUGGCACCUUUUGUUUGAACCCACUCAUUCUUUCAAGUGAUCAAAUAUUGGGACAUGUGACUUCUAUUUGUUUCCUGCUGCCUAGGUGUGUCAUGUUAAAUUGAUUUUUUUUAAAAAAUUAACAGCUCUGAAUGUCUGCUCAUGGUUUGAGCCCUAGGUUUUACCUGUGAAAAACCAACAUGAAGAUCAGACCAAUUUGAAGACCAGAGCCAUUUUGAAGCUGAGAAAAGAGGGAAAAUCUAACAGAGCCAUUGCACAAGCACUGGGCAUAGCCAUUACAACAAUUUGGAAUGUCCUGAAAAAGAAAGAAACCACUGGUGUAUUAACAACCAGACAAGGAACAGAUUGGGCAAAGAAAACAACAGUUGAUGACAGAAACAUUGUGAGAGCUAUGAAAAAAUCCCCCAAAACAACAGUUAGUGACAUCACUAACAUCACCCCUGCACCUCCACCGGGCAGGGGUGAAGAUGCAAUCUACUGGUUGAAGAAGACUUCAAGUGCAGAAAUAUAGAGGCCAUACCACAAGAUGUAAACCACUCAUAAGCGGUAAGAAUUGGAAAGGCAUAUUGGAAUUUGCAAAGAAAUUCAGAGAUGAGCCACAAAAGUUCUUGAACCAUAAUUAACCUCUACCAAAGUGAUGGAAAGGCCAAAGUGUGGAGCUCAGAAAAACAUCAGUCAAGUAUGGUGGAGGUAGUGUCAUGGCUUGGGCUUGCGUGGCUGCUUCUGGAAUGGGCUGUCUAAUCUUUACUGAUGAUCUAACUCAUGAUGGUAGCAGGAGAAUGAAUUCAGUUUACAGAGAAGCACAUUCCAUCUAAUUGGGAGGAACUUCAUCCUGCAGCAAGACGAUGACCCGAACAGCACUGACAACCCAACGAAGGACUUCAUCGGGGGGGAAGUGGAAGGUUUUAAUCCUGCCAAGUCAAUCGCCUACUGAAGGGAGAAACACCCCAAAACAAACAACAACUGAAAGAAGCUGCAUUAUAAGCCUGAAAAAGCAACUCGAAAGAAAAUGUAACAUUUUUUUGAUGUCAUUGGCUGGAUGUCAACCAGCUGGAUGCUGUUUUAUAUAUAGUAUAAAAUAUUUGACUAUCAGUUCCUAUACUUUUGUUCACCUAAAAAUUGGGUGGUCUCCAACCAAAGAUGCCAUGUUUUAAGUUGGUUAACACAUCUAGAUGUAAACAUCAGGAAAUUAAAGCUGAAAUUCUGAUCUAUCAUCUCAUAUUUUCUCAAACCCAAAUGUCUUCAAUGUAUAAUGAAAAAAAUAGAAUUAGCCUUUUUGUUCCAAUACUUUCUGAUGGGACUGUAAGUGUUUUUUUAUUUUUGUUUUUAACACUAAAGUGGUUCACGAUUCGAUAUUAAUCACUGAACCCACUGAAUAUUUGUUUCAAGGUCAUAUUUUUGUCUAUUUAAAGUCUUUGCACUCAUCUGCUAAGGAUCAUGAUUUUCGUAUCUAACAUCAGCAAAAUAUACAGCAGACAAAUGGCCGAAGGUGUCAUUAUAUUUAACAGCUGUGUCUGACAGUGUGUGAAGUUUAUAACUAUUAUAGUGCUGUUUUAGCUUAAGCUUUGUUUGCAGAGUUUUAACAAAGAGAUAAUAGUUCUAGAUGCUGAAAGUAUCGUGUAAUAAAAAGACUUGUAAAAAAAAUAGUGCACUAAUAGUUUUGGUACAUGUUCAUCUGAAGCAUAUUUUCUUGGCUUGAAUAAAGGUCUAAAUCCUCUUAUGUCUUCUUUAA